Messenger RNA from Caenorhabditis briggsae, 411 nucleotides. The transcript has 3 exons. Bases 1 to 411 code for a protein of 136 amino acids. Lineage: Eukaryota; Metazoa; Nematoda; Chromadorea; Rhabditida; Rhabditidae. The record is from RefSeq and is a predicted model, not a curated record.
AUGCUUCUUCACUUGGUCCAAAUUUUCUGGAAACUUCUGAAAUCUGGAAAAAUCAUGAAUGGAGCACUUCUGAGAGAAAUGAGAGAAAUCGGGGAAAUCGUGUUGGCUGCCGAAGGAGCACCGUUUCGAGUCAGCGAAAAAUCCUCGGGACGCGAAUUCUUGGCACAGCUGAGACCAAUUGACGAUGCAUUGCUUCGCCACGUGGAUAUCCAUAACUCUUUGGAUCAUCCAGGAAUCGUUCAAAUGCAUCGAGUGCUCAGAGAUGAAAAAUUGGCAUUGGUUGUAUUCGAAAAAUCUCAGAAUCUCCGAAUAUCAGAAUCCGUAACUCAGAGAAUAUUUGUUUCUCUGUUCAAAAAAACUCAAUUUCAAAAAUAUUCUAUUAAAACUGGUUUGCAUGAAAAGUUACUAUGA